GACGCAGAGACACUCAGCAUCUGUACCGAGCCGAGAAGACCGAGUCAUAUUCAACGGAUUUUGCUUAAAAAUAAGAAAAAAGAAAAGCGGCUGCCAUCAUGUAUGGUUUUGUGAAUCACGCCCUGGAGCUCCUCGUUUUAAGGAAUUACGGCCCGGAAGUGUGGGAAGAUAUCAAGAAGGAGGCUCAGCUUGAUAUUGAGGGUCAGUUCCUUGUUAGAAUCAUAUAUGAAGAUGGCAAAACAUACGACCUUGUUGCUGCUGCAAGUAAAGUUCUGAAGAUCGAUGCAGGAGACAUCUUGCAGAUGUUUGGGAAGAUGUUUUUUGAAUUUUGCCAAGAAUCGGGAUAUGACACCAUCUUGCGUGUGUUGGGAUCAAAUGUUCGUGAAUUCCUGCAGAAUUUGGAUGCUCUACAUGACCACUUGGGUACCAUUUAUCCUGGGAUGAGGGCUCCCUCAUUCCGCUGCACCGAUGCAGAGAAGGGGAACAAUCUGAUUCUUCACUACUACUCGGAGAGAGAAGGCCUACAAGACAUUGUGAUUGGCAUCAUUAAAACUGUCGCUCAACAAAUCCAUGGGACAGAGAUAGAGAUGAAGAUGAUCCAACCGAAAAGCAAGGAGUGUGACCACAUCAAGUUUCUGAUUGAGGAGAAGGACUCAGAGGAAGAGGCUUUCUACGAGGACCUGGACGGGUUCGAGGAGAACGGCACACAGGAGACCCGGAUCAGUCCGUACACGUUUUGCAAGUCCUUCCCGUUCCACCUGAUGUUUGACAGAGACCUGAUGCUCACACAGUGUGGGAACGCCAUUUAUCGAGUCCUGCCUCAGCUCCAGCCUGGCACCUGUAUCCUCCCUUCAGUUUUUUCUUUGGUCCGCCCUCACAUUGACUUCAGCUUUCAUGGCAUCCUUUCCCACAUUAACACCGUCUUCGUUCUGCGCAGCAAGGAGGGCUUGCUGAAUGUGGAGACUGUAGAGAAUGAGGACGAGCUGACGGGGGUGGAGAUCAGCUGUCUGAGAUUGAAAGGACAGAUGAUUUACUUGCCAGAGGCGGAGAACAUCCUUUUUCUUUGCUCACCCAGUGUUAUGAACCUGGAUGAUCUCACACGAAGGGGGCUUUACCUGAGCGACAUCCCGCUUCAUGACGCCACGCGUGACCUGGUGCUGCUUGGGGAGCAAUUUCGUGAGGAGUACAAGCUGACCCAGGAGCUGGAAAUCUUGACAGAUCGUCUGCAGCACACACUCAGGGCCCUGGAGGACGAGAAGAAAAAGACAGACAGAUUGCUCUAUUCCGUUCUGCCACCGUCUGUUGCCAACGAGCUGCGACACAAGCGGCCUGUCCCAGCAAAACGCUACGACAACUUGACCAUCCUUUUUAGCGGCAUUGUGGGAUUCAAUGCCUUCUGCAGCAAGCACGCCUCGGCGGAGGGAGCCAUCAAGAUAGUCAACCUGCUCAAUGAUGUUUACACACGUUUUGACAUCUUGACAGACUCUCGGAACAACCCUUAUGUAUACAAGGUGGAAACAGUUGGUGAUAAGUACAUGACAGUGAGCGGCCUACCAGAGCCGUGCACACACCACGCCAAGUCCAUCUGCCAUCUCGCUCUUGAUAUGUUGGAGAUUGCUGGACAAGUCAAAGUGGAUGAUCAACCAGUGCAGAUUACUAUUGGGAUCCACACAGGAGAAGUGGUGACUGGGGUGAUUGGCCAGAGGAUGCCCAGAUAUUGCCUUUUUGGAAAUACGGUCAACCUCACAAGUCGUACAGAAACUACUGGCGAAAAGGGAAAAAUAAAUGUCUCAGAAUAUACAUACCGGUGUUUGCAGUCUGCGGAGAACGCUGACCCUCAGUUUAAUUUGGAGUACCGGGGCCCCAUCACCAUGAAAGGAAAGAAGGAACCGAUGAAGGUGUGGUUUCUGUCGAGGAAGCCCACCGACACACAGUCCACCACAGUUAGUUAAAGCUUAACUGUUCAGAUUCGACACUAAAACACCACGACUUUCAUUUAAUAGUAGCUUCAGUAAAUUGCAUAAAUUGUGAGGCAGAGAUUAGAAGGACCAGGUAAAACAAAAAAUGAUAAUCUAUCCACAGACAUACAGAUAUUUUUAUUAUGAUUAGCCUGUACCGUUGCUCUCCCGGCUUGUUUCAGCUUGACCAUGAUCUGUUGUGACCUCACUAUAUUUUUUUAGCAUAGACACGGUAGUGAAGUGUUUUAUAAAUAGUAGAGGUUAGUGAUAUUCAAGUUUAAUACAUUUUUUGACUAGGUACUCUCAAAUUGUUAUUGUACAUAUGCUGCUGUAAUCCUGCAAAUUUCCCUGCUGCGGGACUAAUAAAGGAUUAUCUUAUUCUAUCUUAUCUUAUAUUACAUAAAAUCACUGUAGGUUUUGAUAAGCAAAACAUCUUCCAUCUAUCUUAAAUAUUUUUUAGUUCUCAUUUAGUCAUAAACUGUAUUUGUUCUGUAUUAUGGAUUUAUAGUAUUAUCUCUAUCAGCCCAAAUAACUAAUGAGAGUGUUAUAAAAAUUGUUUAGCUUGAUAUCAUGUUUGUGCCAAAACAUUACUGUCACUGUUUGAGUGACCCAUUUUUUGUUCAUUGCCUGGGAGAGUUUUUACACUGAACAUGUUACACUGGCAUAAAUACUAUUAAAAUAAAUACAAAUGUAGAUAUUAUAGCUGUUGUAUUUAUAUAGAUUUAUACCACCAAGUUUAACAGAUCUUUGGCACAAAAGCUACUGUACUAAGUAGAGUUUAUUUUUAAUUUCUUUAUUUUUUAAAAGUCACAAAUGAUAGAUGUUGAGCGUAGCAUCAUCAUGUAGCUCUGUGAUCAUUAAAAAUAUAUAUACACACUACUUUAUUUGAUAUACUGAUUGCACCUCUUUAAUCACUUUGCGUCUGCUUUUAUGAAAUAAGUAGUAUUUUCAGUUUGACUAAACGUUGUUGAGUUAUUCUUAAUGAUCUACAUAUUUAUUGUUAAAAUUGUGUUAUUUGGUAUUUAUUCUUUUAUUGUCAUAAGAACUAGUAACAAGUAAACUUUAUUAUGGGUAAAACUGCUGUUUGAGCCUCUAUAAGUUCAACUAUGUGCUGUAUGUGUUGGAUACAUUUCGCAUUAGUAAAUGUAACAAACUUUUUUCACCCUAUUUUUCCAAAGUCAGCAUUAAUACACUUCACAUAAUGUCCUUUUGAUGAUUCCUCUCCACCCUGUAGCUUCCUGUGUAAGAAACAAACAGGUGCCUCUUGUACUGUACGAGUGCAUUUCUGUGCUUGUGAGACAUGGCUGCUUCUGCUGGGAGGUAACUAA
Messenger RNA from Anoplopoma fimbria (sablefish), 3286 nucleotides. It is a transcript of the gene gucy1b1, whose product is annotated as guanylate cyclase 1 soluble subunit beta 1. Gene Ontology annotation, cellular component: guanylate cyclase complex, soluble. The record is from RefSeq and is a predicted model, not a curated record. Bases 99 to 1952 code for a protein of 617 amino acids. Gene Ontology annotation, molecular function: guanylate cyclase activity; heme binding. The transcript is spliced from 13 exons. Lineage: Eukaryota; Metazoa; Chordata; Actinopteri; Perciformes; Anoplopomatidae. Gene Ontology annotation, biological process: response to oxygen levels; cGMP biosynthetic process.